Messenger RNA from Penicillium malachiteum, 1728 nucleotides. RefSeq lists its product as uncharacterized. The record is from RefSeq and is a predicted model, not a curated record. Gene Ontology annotation, molecular function: dipeptidyl-peptidase activity. The transcript has 3 exons. Lineage: Eukaryota; Fungi; Ascomycota; Eurotiomycetes; Eurotiales; Aspergillaceae. Bases 1 to 1728 code for a protein of 575 amino acids.
AUGCCUGCUCCCUGCCAAAUCGCUCAAAAGAAAAUCGAUCCACCUUCCAUCGGUCGCAAUGGAUACCAAGGAUUCUUGAACAAAUCCGAAAUUUUACCCAAGGGAUCUGCUCCCUUCAACUCUCGCAAACUUACAUGUGAUAUUCUCGUCGAACAUGACGUCGGUCUCAAAGUUCGUGAUGGUGCCACAAUCUAUGUCGACGUCUACCGACCUCCCGAUGGCGGCGAGAAGGUCCCUGCCAUUUUUUCCUGGUCUCCAUUCGGCAAGAAAUUGAACGGGUUGAAGUUCCUCGAAAUGAUGCCCCUUUACGAUAUGGGCUUGAAGCCUGACACACUCAGUGGUCUGGAGAAAUUCGAGGCCAUUGACCCAGCCGAUUUUGUACUGCGAGGUUAUGCUGUCAUCAAUGCCAAUACCCGCGGCGUUAGAGAUUCGGAUGGAAUGUGUAUUAUAAUGGGUACUCAGGAAGGAGAGGAUGGGGUUGACUGUAUCGAAGAGAUCGCAAAGAAGCCCUGGUGCAAUGGAAAUGUCGGCAUGGCUGGCAACUCUCCCCUCGCGAUUGCUCAGUGGUUCAUCGGACAGUUGCGCCCUCCCUCUCUUAAGGCCAUUGCACCUUGGGAGGGAUGUGGUGAUCUGUUCCGUGAGCAAUUUUUUCGUGGUGGAAUUUAUGCUGGUAACUUCUUCGAUCACAUCUCCCAGGUUAUGAUUCAAGGAAAUAACGGCAUGGAGAGCUUCAAAGAGAUGUAUCGCCGCAGCGGUGGAGUGGCGAACCCAUACUGGGAAUACAAGCGACCGUAUAUCACUAACAUCAAUAUCCCGACAUACAUCAAAGCAUCAUUUUCGAGUGCCUUACACACCAUGGGGUGCAUUCGUGGAUUCUUUGAUGUGGAUACCCCAAUAAAUGGAUCCGGUUCAGAGUGGCAUGACAGCUGGGCUGUUCCUAAGUACACCGAGGAGCUACUUAGCUUCUUCGAUCGGUAUUUGAAGGGCAUUGAGAAUGAUUGGGAGAAGAUCCCACCGAUUCGCAUGACUACUCUGCGUUUCGGCAGUCAGGAUGCCAUUGUGGACGAGCCCAUUGCCUCUUUUCCUCCACCACAAGUCCAGGAUCGCCAAUUAUUUCUCUCUGAGAAUGGUAGCUUGAACCUUGACAGCCAAAUCUCGAACACCGGCAUCGCAUCGUAUAACUCCGAGAGCGGUGCCUCCCAUGCCGCUUUCACAUACACUUUCGACAAGAAGACUCGGCUCUGUGGUAUUCCCAAGGCUGUUCUGUACAUGUCAUGCGACGCUCGCGACGAUCUGGAUGUGUACAUUAUUGUUCGCAAGCUGGACAAAAAUGGCAAGCCUGCAUUGGCAUUGAACGUUCCUUGGUCUUCCAUUCCACCGAAUUCGAUUGAAGGGAUUCCCCGGGAGAAGGCCACUGAUCUCUUGUUGUACAUGGGUCCGAUCGGUAUGUUGCGUGAAUCUCAUCGUGAGAUUGAUAGCUCACGCUCGAUGCACCCAAACUACCCCUUUCACCCGCACACUCGCACCCAGCCCGUACCAGCUUGUGAGGUUGUUAAUGUGGAGUUUGAAGCCGGGGAGUCCGUCCAGGUUCAGGUGUCUGGUCAGUCACCUCAGAUCCAUUCUUUUGAGGAGCUGAAGGAUAAAUUGGGUAACCAUGAUAACAAGGGAGUGCACAAGAUCCAUUUUGGAGGGGACCACCCUAGUUAUGUGGUUCUCCCUUUUGCAUGA